AUCCCUAUUGAUGUUUGGCACCCAAUUGGCCGCCAUGUUUCUUUGAGACAACGCUACACGCUCAGUGUUUGAUUUCUUAAAAAUUAACUCGUUUACCUGCGUUUACUACUUUGUGAAGUGAAUACUAAACAAUUGCUUAAUCCCAUAGCUUCGGUAAGACUCGCAAGCAUGUCAGACGUGGAAGAUAACAGUGGCCCCAUUCGCAAAACCCGCUCUGGCCGAGCAGUGAAGACGCCGGCCAAGCCCAAGUCUCCGUCGAAACCAGCCAGCCGCAAGCUUCGGAAGAAGCUCGUCGUCAUGGAAGUCGAGGUGUCUGAAGAUGAAGAACUGGAGCAAAUUGAGCCCGCAGAGAAGAAGACCAGAGUUCGCAAGAUAUCCCAGGCUACGCGUACUUCAGAGGAAGAUGCCGCUGAGACCGAAAUGAUCAAGAGGGACGAGAACAUCGCUCAGAUCAACCCGGAAAGCCCUCAAUUGGUGAUCAACGACUUGGCUUUGUUGGGAGAGCCUGCUGAUCCUCCAGAGGAGGAAGAGAAAGCCCCUCAGUCACCAGUGAGGAACCAGGACACAGCGGAACCUCAGCCGGAUCUGAAGACUCUUGAACCAGCCGCUGAAAGCCCAGUGAGGCAGCAGAAGACUCCACCUCCACCCUCAAUGGGGGAUCAGACUUCUCUUCCAAUUGGAGGCGACGAAACAGCAACAGGCGAUGAAAAUGGAGUAGAGCUACAUCAAGACGAAACUGCGGGAGAGCCAAGCGGCCAGGAAGCCCAACCUGUGCAGGAGGAAGAUGUGGUGCAGGUGGAAAAAGUCCGAAAUGACUCGGAUACGUCCGAACUGGACACCUUGUUAGAAGACGAGCAGGACGAGAAAAUGGAUAUCGAUGAAGAACCAAAGGAGGCAGUAGUGAGACAAAACGGCGAUCCAGAAGCUGAAAACAUAUCAGACGAAGAAUUACCAGGUGUUCCAGUGGUGAAAGUGCCCGAGACUGAAGAAGUGUCAGAUGAGGAGUUGCCAGGGCCCAAAAGAGCCGAGUUGCCAGCCGACACUGAGGUGGUGUCUGAAGACGAGCUGCCUGCUACCAAAAAAGACCAAGAAGAAGAGGAGCUGGCUUCGCCACCGAAAAAAGACGCCAAGAGAAAGCUGUCGGAGACUGGCUAUGAUCCCACCUCGCCCACUUCCGAGAACGAGGCACCGCCCAAGAAGUUAAAGGAGGAAAAAGACGACAAGGAUAAGGAGGGUGCAGACGCCAAGCCAGCCAAGCCGAAAAAGCUGCCCGAACUGGACAAGUACUGGAAAGCAGUCAAUGACGACCCCACUGACUUUACAGGUUGGACCUGCUUGCUGCAAUACGUUGAUCAGGAAAGCGAUAUGGAGGCAGCUCGUGAAGCCUAUGACGCGUUCCUGUCGCACUACCCCUACUGCUACGGCUACUGGCGAAAGUAUGCUGACUACGAAAAACGCAAAGGAAACAAAAAGAAGUGCGAAGAGGUGUUUGAGCGAGGGCUGAAAGCGAUUCCCCUAUCGGUUGACCUAUGGAUUCACUACAUCGCCUAUGUAAAAGCCACCAAGGGCGAGGACGAAGAAUACGUCAGGUCGCAGUUUGAGCGGGCGUUGGCGGCCUGCGGGUUGGAGUUUCGCUCCGAUCGGCUUUGGGACUCUUACAUCAAGUGGGAGACUGAUGGGAAGAGGCUGAAUAAAGUUACGGGAAUUUUCGAUAGGCUCUUAGUUACCCCCACCCAAGGAUACACCACCCAUUUCGACAAUUUUCAAGAGCACGUUUCGGCUAAUAAUCCCAGCAAGAUUCUGGACAUGGACGAGUUUAUGGCACUGCGAAAGGAGGUGCGCGCUUUGCUCAAAAGCGAAGAAAAGGCCGCUGAUAACGCUGAUUUGCCGCCCGGCGAUGAAGAUUCCAAACUUUAUACGACAGAGGAGGAGACCAAAUGCAUCAAGGAGAGGAUCGUGUCUAUUCGGAGAAAAAUCCACAAAAAUACCGUCAAUGCAGUGACGGCCCGAUGGAACUUCGAAGAAGGGAUCAAGCGCCCGUAUUUCCACGUAAAACCACUGGAGCGAUGCCAGCUGAAGAACUGGCAAGAUUACCUCGACUUUGAAAUAGAACAAGGCGAUCGCACAAGGAUUAUUGUUCUAUUCGAGCGCUGUCUCAUUGCGUGCGCUUUAUACGAGGAGUUUUGGGCCAAGUUCGUGCACUACCUGGAAGGAAUCAAGGAUAAAGAAUUGCAGCCAAAAAUCCGCGACGUUUAUGAAAGAGCGUGCACAAUCCAUCAUUUGAAGAAACCCAACUUGCAUUUGCAAUGGGCGAUUUUCGAAGAAACAGUCGGCAACAUCAACCGAGCCGCUGAAAUCCUGGUCAAUCUGGAAAAGCAAGUACCGAAUGUGCUACAGGUGGCCUACAGGCGCAUCAACCUGGAACGUAGACGCCAGGAUUUCGAGAAAUGCGGCCAACUGUUCGAGCACUACAUCACCAAUUCCAAGAACAAAAUGAUCUCGAGCAACAUUGCCAUCAAGUACUCCCGGUUUUGCCUCAGGAUAUUGAAGGACUUUGAAAAGGCGCAGGAGAUUCUGAAACUUGCCAUUAGCAAGGACGCGAACAAUCCGCGCCUGUACUUGCAGCUGGUCGAUCUUACGCUGCAGAAGGAGAACAUUAAGGAGGAGGAGGUGUGUGAGGUGAUCGACGAGUUCUUGGAGAAGGACAGUGCAGACGCGGAUCAGAAGGCGUUGUUCGCGCAAAGAAAGCUAGAGUACUUGGAGGAUUUCGGCACGGCCAUUCAGUCAGUUCAAGCUGCUUAUGACCAGUACCAGAAGUUCCAGAAGCUGAGCAAGGAGGCGGCGAAGAAGAAGGAGAGCAAGAGUGACGCAGCUUCGACGUCUUCCAGCAAGAAGGAGAAAACGCCGCAGUCCUCAAGCUCCCAGGCACAGGCGUACGGCAACUACAACUAUGGAACCUCGUCCACUCCAGCUGCAUAUAACUACUCGGGGUCUCAACAGGGACAGUACAACUACCAACAAUACAGUCAGGCUGGCGAUCAGUACCAGUACCAAAACUGGCAAUACCCACAAGGGGGCGCUUAUGGCAGUUACAACCAAUGGGGUGGGUACACGGGCGGCUACGGCUAUUGACCGCCCCCAAACCCAGCUUUAUCACGGUUUUUGCUUUGAGGAUUUCACCAAUCAUUGUUUUUUUACUAGCGUAACCCCUUUUUGUUUAUAUUUUGAACUGGAACUUUGUCAAAAGUUCUUCCUUCUAGGCUAAUAAAUAUGUGACAAGUUGA
Dendroctonus ponderosae (mountain pine beetle) is the source of this 3284-nucleotide messenger RNA. It is a transcript of the gene Prp39, whose product is annotated as pre-mRNA-processing factor 39. Gene Ontology annotation, molecular function: protein binding. Lineage: Eukaryota; Metazoa; Arthropoda; Insecta; Coleoptera; Curculionidae. Gene Ontology annotation, cellular component: commitment complex; U2-type prespliceosome; U1 snRNP. The record is from RefSeq and is a predicted model, not a curated record. The transcript is spliced from 14 exons. Gene Ontology annotation, biological process: mRNA 5'-splice site recognition; RNA processing. Bases 169 to 3132 code for a protein of 987 amino acids.